GCCAGCAGCGAACUAGGCAGAAGAAGUACAGCAACAAGAGGGUGGGCCCCAAAGGCGUGAAGAAGACUGUGGAAAAGAAGACUCCCAAGCUGAAGAAGAACAUCGCCCCGGGAUCCGUGCUGAUCCUGCUGGCGAGCAAGUUCAGAGGCCGACGGGUUGUCUUCCUGAAGCAGCUGGAGAGUGGCCUCCUCCUAGUCACUGGCCCUUACGCCAUCAACGGCGUUCCGCUGAAGCGCGUGAACCAGCGGUACUGCAUCGGCACAUCCACCAAGGUCGACCUCAAGGGCGCAGACUUCUCGUCCAUCACCGAUGCUUACUUUGCCAGCGACAAGGCCAAGAAGAAGUCGGGCGCACACUCUCAGGAGUCCUUCUUUGCGGCUGAGGCCCCGAAGAAGGUGACCCCUCAGGAGAAGAAGGAUGGUCAGAAGAAGAUGGCUUACCUGAAGGCCCGCUUCUCCCUGACCUCCAAGAUGCACCCCCACGAGCUGAAGUUCUGA
Messenger RNA from Symbiodinium sp. CCMP2456, 497 nucleotides. The record is from the annotation of a GenBank genome assembly. Lineage: Eukaryota; Dinophyceae; Suessiales; Symbiodiniaceae.